Messenger RNA from Mastomys coucha (southern multimammate mouse), 4648 nucleotides. RefSeq names its product diacylglycerol kinase epsilon (gene Dgke). The coding region runs from base 215 to 1912 and encodes 565 amino acids. The transcript is spliced from 11 exons. The record is from RefSeq and is a predicted model, not a curated record. NCBI's taxonomy places the organism in Eukaryota, Metazoa, Chordata, Mammalia, Rodentia, Muridae. Gene Ontology annotation, molecular function: ATP-dependent diacylglycerol kinase activity.
GAGAGGGGCACGGGCGAGGCCCAGCGCGACGGCCGUUGUGAACGCUGUGGCCGCGAGCCAAGCCUGUACUGCACAGAGCACGGGGGUGCGACCUGCGCCUUUCCCGGGGCCGAGGCCACGCGCAUCCUCGAGACGAGCCGCAACCCCACGUAGUGAGUCCUAAGGCAAGCCCUCUGGACCCGGAGCUCCGUAGGCCACGCCUGGGCCUGGGAAGAUGGAGGAGGACCAGCGGUCUGGCCCACCUGCCCAGGGCCUGCUCCCCGAUGGCCACUUAGUCCUAUGGACGCUGUGCUCCGUGCUGUUGCCGGUGUUCAUCACCUUGUGGUGUAGCCUGCAGCGUUCGCGCAGACAGCUGCACCGCAGGGACAUCUUCCGUAAGAGCAAGCAUUGCUGGCGUGACACCGACCUGUUCAGCCACCCCACUUACUGCUGCGUGUGCGCGCAGCACAUCCUGCAAGGGGCCUUCUGCGACUGCUGUGGACUCCGCGUGGACGAGGGCUGUCUCAAGAAAGUCGACAAGCGCUUCCCAUGCAAGGAGAUCAUGCUCAAGAACGACAGCAAGGCCGCAGAUGCCAUGCCCCACCACUGGAUCCGCGGCAACGUCCCCCUGUGCACUUACUGUGUAAUCUGCAAGCAGCAGUGUGGCAGCCAGCCCAAACUCUGCGAUUACAGGUGCAUUUGGUGCCAGAAGACAGUCCACGAUGAGUGCAUGAGAAGCAGCUUAAAGAGUGAAAAGUGCGAUUUUGGAGAAUUCAAGAAUCUCAUCAUCCCGCCAAGCUAUUUAACGUCUAUUAACCAGAUGCGUAAAGACAAAAACACAAAUUAUGAAGUGCUUGCUUCUAAGUUUGGAAAGCACUGGACCCCAUUAAUAAUCCUGGCCAACUCUCGUAGUGGAACUAACAUGGGAGAAGGUCUGCUGGGAGAGUUUAAGAUCCUGUUAAAUCCAGUCCAGGUGUUUGAUGUCACUAAAACUCCCCCGAUCAAAGCUCUGCAGCUGUGCACUCUUCUUCCUUACUACUCAGUUCGAGUCCUUGUUUGUGGAGGGGACGGGACUGUGGGUUGGGUCCUCGAUGCAAUUGAUGAAAUGAAGAUUAAGGGACAAGAAAAAUACAUUCCAGAGGUUGCAGUCUUACCUCUGGGAACAGGCAACGAUCUGUCCAACACCCUGGGUUGGGGUACAGGCUAUGCUGGAGAAAUCCCGGUUGCACAGGUCUUAAGAAAUGUAAUGGAAGCAGACAGAAUCAAACUAGACAGAUGGAAAGUACAGGUAACAAAUAAAGGAUACUACAAUUUAAGAAAACCCAAGGAGUUCACAAUGAACAACUACUUCUCUAUUGGACCCGAUGCCCUCAUGGCUCUCAACUUCCAUGCUCAUCGAGAGAAGGCACCAUCUCUGUUUUCCAGUCGAAUCCUUAACAAGGCUGUUUAUUUAUUCUAUGGAACUAAAGAUUGUUUAGUACAAGAGUGUAAAGACUUGAAUAAAAAAAUUGAGCUAGAGCUGGAUGGUGAGCGAGUUGAACUGCCUAGUUUGGAGGGCAUUAUUGUUCUGAACAUUGGAUACUGGGGCGGUGGCUGCCGGCUGUGGGAAGGAAUGGGAGAUGAGACUUAUCCUCUGGCCAGACAUGAUGAUGGCUUACUGGAAAUCGUUGGAGUAUACGGGUCUUUCCACUGUGCUCAAAUCCAGGUGAAACUGGCAAAUCCUUUUCGAAUAGGACAAGCACACACAGUGCGGCUGACUUUGAAGUGCUCCAUGAUGCCGAUGCAGGUGGAUGGGGAGCCGUGGGCCCAAGGGCCCUGUACUGUCACCAUAACACACAAGACACACGCACUGAUGCUAUACUUCUCUGGAGAACAGUCAGAUGAUGACAUCUCAAGCCCUUCAGAUCACGAGGACUUAAAGGAAGCCGAGUAGAAGGACGAGAUGAGACAGCAUCUGUGACAUGUCAUCCAUUGGAUGCACUGCUGGCACUGCAGCCGUCAUGCCAUCCCUAGUAUCAUGUGUAUGAGCCACAUAACCAGCAUUUCCAUAACUAGACUUCAGUGUUACAGACUCACCUGUCAGCAACACGCUCUGAUCAUUUGUCACUAACUGAAAAAAAAAAAAAAACACAGAAAGGUCCACGAAGACGAAGUGCUCCUCCUGGCUGGACGCCUUAUGACUGGCCUCACAGCGUUAUGCACUGCCCUGGUGGACAGGGUGUGGAUGGAAAGGUCAUUCCCUUAGCUCUUAAUAUGGUGACCGCACAUUAACCACUAGUUAGCUUGCUUUUUGAACUGCCAUGGUUAACAUGGGCCUCCUCCUGCAGUCUGCUUCGUAAGAUGGCUCACACUGCAAACCAAAUGAACCCUACAGUCUGAUUUCUAGGAGCACCUGAGAAGAAAAGUGAAAGAAAAAUGGCGCUUAAAAUUCUCACAGAAGUAUAUUUCCUGUUAGGCUUCCAGGUGUAUCAUGACCAUGUUGAACUGAACUGCAGUCUUUUUUUCAAGUUGUUUUUGUUUGGGCAGAACUGGGGAUUGAACCUUGGUCCUCUGGAAGUCUAGAUGAGUGCUCUGUCAUUGAACUACACUCCGGCACUAGUGUGUGUAUGUACACACACACACAUACAUAUAUAUAUAUAUAUGUAUGUAUGUAUGUAUACACAACUAGACAGGUCUAAAGGAAGGUUUAGAAAACUUUGGAUUGGAAGCUCUACAGUUCUCCAGCUUUUCUUUAGACUAAAAGAUAUUGUUGACUGGAAAAAAUAUACACGUAAGGGAAGCUUCCAAGUAGAUUAGUCACUCAAAAAAAUCCCAGGCUGACUGCCUUCAAGUUGAGUGGUCUUGUGUUGUGAAACGCUGCAGGACUGUUGACAGCAUAGCCCUCGGAGAGGGAAGCUCUGCUAAGAUGUCUAUAUCAUAUUUAUUUCAAAAUGAGAAAGAUAUUUUUAACUUACUGUUUACCUUGUGGCAUGAUGCUCCUGUUUAGCAUUUACACUGUAUUGUACAGCUUUAUUUAGUAAAGUGAUCACAUAAAUCUGCUGGUCACAGCCAUAUAGAACUCUCUCUUGGUUCCGUGGCAUAUAUACUGUGCUCAUUCCUCAGACCUUAAAAGGGAGGGCACAUGAUGGGAACUUGGGGUUGCAAGCUUUGUUUCUUUCAUUGUCCCUCUACCCUCUGUCCCUAAGUACUUAUUGAAAGCAGGUCCAUGGCUCUCCAUUAGAGGGCGCUCUUAUGCUGCUGUCCAUGGCCUGCCUCUACAGUUAGGCACACUGGUGGGCAUCUAGCUCUGUGUGUUUCUGACAAAUGGCAUGUUUGCGCUUGGUGGUCUUGCGUGAAUUAAUUUCUGAAAGACUAGACUCUAUUCCCAGAACCACCAUUUAUCUCCCGUUUAAUAGUUUAUUAUGAAACUACAGUCAGUGAAUUGCCAUAAACUUCAAUUUUAGUCACCUCAGGCCUAGACCACGUCUUUGAAAGGACAACUUAGUAACUAAAAUGUUAAUGAGUACAUUAUCUAAAGUAAUUUUACUCUGCUAAAUUAACCUCUUCCACCUGUUCCUGGGUAAGGCCAAAUUCUACCAUCGAAAGAGGGUCCACAGGUUUGUAACAAUGUAGGCCUUCACACUGGAGAGCUGCAGCAGAGGUUUGAGAUAGCUGUGAAAGUUUGCAGCUCAUGAACUGAUCUGUCUGGAGUGUAAUGAAAUUCACCCUUAGAUUCAUGGUCAGAAUUGUUAGAGUUACCCUCUGAGGCAUACUGUUAAAUUUAUUAUGGAUGUAGCUUAUAUACCUGUAAUUCAUAAUGCUCUAUUUGUGGUAAAAUGACUUAUUAAUUCUGGGCUAUCAGUCAAAAUAGUUAAGGUAGCUACUGAGAUACUCCAGGUAGAGCAGGCUUGUGUCCCCUUGCCACGACACGACACACCAUGGUGUCUUUCUGAUGCCUUACUCAGAUUCCAUUAUGUAACUUCCACAAUACUGUAUCUCAGACAUACCAGUAUUUUAUCCUCUACAGCUCACUACUUAUCCAGCAUUCCAGAUCAAUGAGUAGACGUGUGUGUGCCUUGUUUGAAUACAAUUUGUAGUACUUAGUGUUUGCAGGUUAUAUAUUAGAUGGUGAAAGCUUAUUACCAGGCCUCUAUACUUCACAAGAUGAUUCACUGGGAGAUCCCUCUAUUCCAUUCAAAGUUGUCUCCAUAGCAACACAACUUAACACAUUCUCAGGAAAAACUAUGAACCAUUUCUUUGUCUGUUCCCACAUCUUUUUUUUCUGCUCUUAUACAUUCCUCACCCUCAUGAACUGAGUGGCUUAAACUCCAAACAGAUCCUUAGACAGUUCUCAGUGCUUUGUAUAGAAGAGAGUCAGAGGCACUUCUGUCUCAGAGUAGAUGUUGUCCAGUAGUAAGGUAACUGAAUUUAAACAUUUUAGACUUUCUGCAACUUAGCUGUGAACUUGGAAUGUAGCUGAUAUUUAUAAAAAUUUUAUAAUGAAAACUAUUUAUUUUAUUUUUUUAGAGUAUGGAAAUCUGUAGCAAUUGCCUUUUUAGUGUUUGUGUGCCUGGUUGUAACAUAGGCUGACUCAGAAAAGUUCUUUUCGUGCUGUAUAAAUUUAGUACUUCUGCCAGCAUGUCAGAAAGCAAUUUUUAUCUGUAACAUAAAGUAAAAUAUUUCUAAUGUA